Messenger RNA from Paramecium sonneborni, 2318 nucleotides. NCBI's taxonomy places the organism in Eukaryota, Ciliophora, Oligohymenophorea, Peniculida, Parameciidae. The record is from the annotation of a GenBank genome assembly.
AUGGCCUUAGAAUCCUAUGAUUUUUUAGUGAGUGAAAUUAGAGUCUCAUUAGAUGUACAAAAAUAGUAUUAUUUAAGAAAGGGGAUGAGAUUAAGAAACUAAUCCUUGAAGAAAAUUUAUCAGAGAUUAAAAGAGCUUAAAUAAUUUUGACAAAAGGACAACAAAGAUAGAAAUUAGCUGUAUUAAAUUCAAAAAAAUUAGAUUUACACUAACUUAAGUAGACUAUUGAAAGGGGGUUUUGAUAUAUUAUAUAAUUUUGUUUAAGGUGAUUUAAUGGAAUAAAGUGAAGAGAUUAUUAUAGCAGCUGGAAUUUCGCUUAAGAACAUCAAUAAUCAUUGCAAAGAACUAAUGCCUUUAGUCCUUCAUUUUAUAUAAUUAUACAAUAUGAAGUAUGCAGAUGCCUGGAUUCCAACAUUUGGGAAUCUUAUUCAUUAAUUCAAUUAUAAGGAUUAUUAGGAUCAUAUUGAGAAAAUAAUCAUUGAAAUGUCUAUGCCUCGUCAACCUGAAGUUGGAAGAUUAAUAGGAGCAAUGAUGAUCAUUUAGGUAGCAAAUCUAUUAGGGGAUAAGAUUUAAGGGCCUCUAUUAGAUAGAGUUAGAUAAUUAUGCAAUGAUAAUGAUAAUGAUGUUAGAGCAUUAGUAGCUGGAGAUGUACUUAACUGUUUAAUAGAUAAACUAAGUCCUUCUCUUAUACAUUAAUAUUUAUAAGAUAAAUUUUUGCCCCUUAUUUAUGAUAAUUGUUCAUAAGUAAAAAAAGAAAUGAUUAAAACUUUAUUUCUGCAUUAUUAAAAGCUGAAUGCAAUUGAUUGUGUUGUAAAUAUUUUAAUUUUAUAGGAGUUUAAUGCUACUUAGAUCUUUAUUGAUUGCUUAUCCACUUAGAAUGAAGAUGUUCUUUCUACAUCUCUGACAUAUUGUGGUGUUGCUUUUCUUGCAAUAAAAGACAAAGUUAAUUUUGAAUUCAAAUAAAAUCUUGUCAAUUUAUUUGUUUAAUUUGGAUAACAUUAGAGUCAAACCAUUAGAUACUUUUAUUUAUACAAUUUACCAGGUUUUUUAAUUUUAAUUAAAGAUCUUCAAUUAAAUUAUUUAUUAAUCUAACCUUAUUUUGUAAUAGUUGAUGAAGAUGAAGAAGUGAAUAGAAUUUUUGCUUGUUCUAUCUUACAUGAAUUGAUUAAAUCUUUUGAUGUAAACAAAUUUUAUAUAUCAGUAUAGCUUUAUUUCAGCCUAAUUUUAAUUUAUAAUCACAAGCAUUUUAAAUACUGGGAAUUAAAAAUUGAUUUUAUAAAUUCAAUUAGGUAAAAUAAUUGAGACCUUAAUAAAUGAGGAAUAAUACCAUUUAACUUUAGAUAAAAUUGUAAGAAAUUUAAUUUAUAUAAGCAAAAAUAAUUUAAGGUUGUUUUUUAAGACAUUGCAAAACUUUUCCAAAAAUGUGAUCAGAAUUAUUAUAUUAAUUAAAAGUUUUUGUUAUCUAUUAAAAAUUUUAUGAGAUUUGUUAAACCAAAAUAAUUUAUGAAAUACUAUUUACCAAAUUUAUUAAAAAAAUAAACCUGUGUUUCUAAUGAAGAAAUAGCCAUGGAAAUUUUAGCACAUUUUUUUGGUGUUUGUUAGGAUUAUGAUAUACAGUAAAAUAUCAAAGAUACUAUGAAUUAAUAAUUUUUCAAAGGAAAUUCAAAUAAAAAAAUAAAAUAUUUAUGUUUUGUAAAAGAUUUACCAAAAUAUAUAAGUAAGAAGUAUUUUAAUUAUUUAAAUGUAAAUAUAAUAAUAAUGAUUUAAGUUUAAUUUAUUUAUUUAAUUAUUUGAGGAUAAAAUAAUAGAUGUAGUAAUUUAUUUGAUUAAAAUAUUACCUAAAAUCAAGCAUUAUUUGAUUGAUUAAGAUUAUUGUAAAUAAUUGAAAAGUUUAAAGGGAAAGACGAUAUAAAAAUUAGUUGAUGAAAUGAUAAUAAAAAUAGAGUAGAAUCAAAUAUAAGUAGAUGAGGUUCAAGAAAAAAGAAUGUAAGAGAAGGAAGAUUAAAUUUAAUAAGAAUACUUGAAUAAUUUAAAAGGAAUAAAAUAAUUUGAUUCAUCAAAGAGUAUAGAUAGCAAUUAAAAAAAUAAGAAAAGGCUUGCUCUAAAAUUGUCAUCAUAAUCUGCUAAGAAACAAUAAAGUAGUUCAUAAAUAAGGUAUCUGUUUAAAUAAAAUAAAAUAAAAUAGAAUAGGAAUUAGAGAGAAUGCUUCAUUACCAUCAAGUAGAAGUUAAGAUAGAGGGAUAGGAUAAGGAGUGUAAAGACAAUAAAUAGAGAUAUAGAAAUUUAAAAGUCGUCCAAGUGGAUUUAAUAAAUUUUGA